AUGGAGCUCAGGGAGCCCGAGAACCAUGAGGAUGGGGACCCAGAGGAGGACACAGCUACAGCCCUCCAAAGGCUCGUGGAGCUGACAGCCACCAGGGUGACCCCAGUGAGGAAUCUACGUGUCCCGUACCGCCUCAUCCGAGAGCUCGGCUCUGGCUCCUAUGGCCGCGUACUCCUUGCCCGGCCUCGCCAAGGAGGACCUGCUGUGGCCCUGAAGGUCCUUCGUCGGGAUUCGGUCUUGAGGACCACCUUCCUGAGAGAGUUCUGUGUGGGCCGCUGUGUCUCUUCACACCCAGGCUUACUGCAGACUCUGGCAGGACCCCUGCAAAGCCCCCGACACUUCGCCUUUGCCCAGGAGUACGCGCCAUAUGGGGACCUCAGCGGGAUGCUAAAGGAACAGGGCCUCCCAGAGCUGCUGGUGAAGCGGGUGAUGGCCCAGCUGGCUGGAGCCCUGGACUUCCUCCAUGGCCGGGGGCUCGUCCAUGCGGAUGUCAAACCAGACAACGUGCUGGUCUUUGACCCUGUCUGCAGCCGUGUGGCCCUAGGUGACUUGGGUCUGACCCGGCCCGAGGGCAGUCCAACCCCUGCCCCACCAGGGCCACUACCCUCUGCCCCACCCGAGCUCUGCCUCCUGCUGCCACCUGAGACCCUACCCCUGCGACCAGCUUUGGAUUCCUGGGGCCUGGGGGUGCUUCUCUUCUGUACUGCCACUGCCUGCUUCCCUUGGGAUGUGGCACUGGCCCCAGACCCCGAGUUUGAGACCUUUGCUGGCUGGAUGACCACCAGGCCCCAACCCCCUCGGCCACCCCCGCCUUGGGACCAGUUUGCUCCCCCUGCUUUGGCAUUGCUCCAGGGGCUCCUAGACCUGGAUCCUGAAACUAGGAGCCCCCCACUGGUUGUCCUGGACUUCUUGGGGGACGACUGGGGGCUAGAGAGGAACAGAGAGGGACCUGGGGGCUUGGGGGGCAUGUCUAGUGAAGAUGGGGAGGAGGAGGAAGAGGGGGGAGCAAGCCUGGAGGAGUGGACAGAUGAGGAGGAGGAGGAGGACAAAGAUGGCAGGAGGAUGGGGACAGAUCGGGGAGCUCCCUGA
Molecule: messenger RNA, 1089 nt
Organism: Neogale vison (American mink)
Lineage: Eukaryota; Metazoa; Chordata; Mammalia; Carnivora; Mustelidae
Gene: SBK3
Product: SH3 domain binding kinase family member 3
Exons: 4
Coding region: 1-1089 (362 amino acids)
Biological process (GO): protein phosphorylation
Molecular function (GO): ATP binding; protein serine/threonine kinase activity
Source: RefSeq, a predicted model, not a curated record